This is a messenger RNA of Trachymyrmex cornetzi, 4158 nucleotides long. Its product is annotated as nardilysin-like. Lineage: Eukaryota; Metazoa; Arthropoda; Insecta; Hymenoptera; Formicidae. The coding region runs from base 1 to 4158 and encodes 1385 amino acids. The transcript has 15 exons. The record is from RefSeq and is a predicted model, not a curated record. Gene Ontology annotation, molecular function: catalytic activity; metal ion binding.
AUGCAAGCGACAAACGUAGUAAUCGAGGAUUGGUUUAGUCCGAUCACCAUUUCAGCCAUUUACUGCCCGCCAAAACAUGCAACCAAACAAGAAGAUUUUGAAAACUACUUUGAAACACUGGGCAAUCGCUUUAUCUCUGGAGGAGAUUUCAAUGCUAAACACCCUUUAUGGGGCUCGCGAUUGAUGUCACCUAAAGGAAGAGAACUACAUAAAGCCAUGGAAAACUUAAAUCUAGAACCAGCAUCCAAGGGGGAGCCAACAUAUUGGCCCACAGAUAGAAGAAAAAUUCCUGAUGUAAUAGAUUUUUAUGUCAUCAAAAAUAUAAACAAGCGAUAUCUAAAGGUACAAUCGUGCUUAGAGCUCUCGUCAGACCACUCACCGGUACUAUUAACAGUGCGCAGCGAAGUGCUUAAAAAAGAAAAACCGUGUGUACUAAGCAACGGGAGAACGGACUGGACGUACUUUCGAGAACAGAUAGAAAAAACCCUAAAUAUAUCUAUAUCCCUAAAAACAGAGGACGAAAUUAAUGAGGCAGUAGAACACUUCAACCACAGCAUACAGCAAGCAGCGUGGGAAGCCACACCAUUUAAUUAUUCAAAGGAAAAAGUUAAGGAAUGGUCCGACUUGACUAAACAAAAAGUAGCAGAAAAACGAAGAUUAAGGAAACAAUGCCAAUUGACUAGAUCUCCCGAGAUGAAGACUAAGUUGAAUAAGGCUGAAUACUCAACUACGAACCUUCAUCAAAUACAUGCCGGAGUACCACAAGGUAGUGUUCUUGAACCCCUACUCUAUCUCCUGUAUACUGCUGAUCUGCCUACAACUAGCGGCGUCAUGACAGCUACAUUUGCGGACGAUACAGUGGCUCUAGCUUCACACGUCAACCACGAAACAGCCUCAGAUAUACUGCAAAAUAAUCUUAAUAAUAUUCAAAAUUGGUUAGUUAAAUGGCGUAUUAAACCCAAUGAAAUUAUUCUCAAGCCGGUAUGGACAUACGGCAUCCAACUGUGGGGAACAGCAGCCAACUCUAAUAUCGAGAUAUUACAACGCUUUCAAUCUAAAGUGUUAAGAAUGAUUGUAAAUGCGCCAUGGUUUAUAACCAAUGACACUAUACAAAGUGAUCUUCAAGUCCUAAGUGUUAAGGAAGAAAUUACAAAGUUGACAAAAAGCUACCAAGCUAGACUUAAAAGACACUCGAACAUUUACGCAGUGAACCUGACAAACAAAUCAAGAACUCUGCAACGACCUCUGCUUAUAUCAGAUAUAAAUUUAAAAACAGAUGAUUCUCGAGAUGAAGACGACGAGAUAGAUGAAAAAAAGGCAGCAUGUGGCUUAUGUGUGGAAGUAGGAUGUUUCAGCGAUCCAGACAUUAAAGGUGUAGCAAAUUUAUUGAAGCGUAUGGUUUUCAUGAGAUCCGAAAAAUACACACAAGACGAUAGUUUUGAAUCAUUCAUCGAAAAAUAUGGCGGAUCUGUUGGCGUCUUAACAGAUAGCGAACAAACAACAUUUUACUUUGCUAUUCAAGAAGAACACUUGUUUCCUGCUCUUGAUCGUUUUGCUCAAGGCUUUAUUAAACCCUUGAUGACGAAAGACAUCAUUACACGAGAGAGAGAGAACAUUAUACAUGAGUAUGAAUUGGUACAUUGUGACGAGAGCAAGGAGCAAGCGUUAUCCUCUGCGCAAACCGAUCCAGUCAAUAAGUAUAUUCGUGAUAGUUCUAUGAUGUUUAUCAAUAAUAUGGAUGAUAAUAAAUUGUACGAAGAAUUGCACAAAUUCAGAAAUCGCUAUUACAGUGCUCACAGAAUGACAAUAGCUAUACAGGCUAAAUUAUCAUUGAGCACACUGGAAAAAUUCGUUGCGAAAUGCUUUGUUGAUGUACCAAGUAAUAGAUUAUCUCCUGAUUACUAUAUUCCUAGUGUUUCUUUUGAUUCUCUCGAAAUCGCAAAAGUAUUAAUCGAAACAAGGCCUCAUUUAUCACAUGUGAUGGUUAAGCAAGGUGACGAAGUAGAAGUAACAUGGACAAUGCAUUUACCACUCAGUUUCUAUAACAGUAAACCUUAUGAAUAUCUCGCAUGGAUUAUUAGGCAUAGAGGAAAAGGUUCUUUAACAAGUUAUCUACGCAAUAAAAUGCCAAGUUGUAUAAGUUUAGAUGAUAAUGUUCAAUGUAGCAGUGAAACGUCCAUGACAUAUAAUUGUAUAUGUACUAUAUUUAAGAUUACUGUAAAGCUCUUCUGUGAGGAACAAGAACAUUUAAAGCAAGUUCUAGAUACAAUAUUUUCUUUUAUUAAUUUACUAAAAAAAGAUGAUCCACAUAAAAGGACUAUUUACUAUGACAUUUAUAAGAUAAUGAAAUAUAAUUUUAGAUUUAUUGACGAAAAAGAUUCUGUGGACUAUAUAGUAAGUUUGUGUAAGGGUAUGCACUUUUAUCCACCACGUGAUUAUAUAACUGCAAAUGAACUUAUUUGUAUUAAGUACAAUCCAGAAGAUAUACAAAAGUGUUUGAAUUAUUUGAAGCCAGAGACUGCGAUUAUCACUAUUUUGCAAAAAAAGCCUCUUCCUUUGACUAUUGAUCAUAAUGAAGUUCAGUCCCAUGUAAAUUGGGACGGAAAGAAACAUAUAUAUAUUGAAGUAUCAAAGGAAUAUAUCGAACAUUGGAAAUCCAUUGAGCCGUUGUCAAAUUUUCAUUUACCAUUAAAGAAUGUAUUCAUUGCCAGCGAUUUCUCUUUAAUAUCGAUACCAGAGAAAGUUUCGAAAUAUCCUGUAAAAAUAUACAACGAUCACAUAUCGGAAAUUUGGUAUUGCCCGAAUCUCAAAUUUCGUUUGCCGAAAUGUUAUGUGAAUUUCCAAUUUGUUUCCACUAUAGGAGUUCAGUCCCCGAAGAAUGCAGUUAUUAUGGAAAUGUACUGUCAUGCAUUAAAACUGCUUUUGUUCGAAGAAUUAUAUCCAGCUGUGGUAGCUGGAUUUGAAUAUCAUGUCCAUACCAGUUAUAAAGGUAUUAUAAUCGAAAUUAACGGGUUUAGCGAAAAAUUACCUCUCUUGUUGAGAACUAUUGCAAAAUGCAUGGUUGACUGUCCAGCACUUGUUACAGAAUCUUUAUUUGAAUGUUGCAAAGUGCGACUAUUAGAUGAGGGAUAUUAUAGCAAGGCAUUUAUGAAUCCAUUUGUUUUUAUCAAUGACGUGAAAUUGUCGAUCUUGAAGCUUAUUCAUUAUACAUACGUCGACAUGCAUACUGCUCUAUCUAGUGUAAAUUUUAAAGAAUUCCGAUGCUUUGUGAAAUCCUUUACCGAUCAUUUGUACAUCCAGUGCCUCGUGCAAGGUAACAUAACGCCGGACGAUGCACUCGUAACUAUACGGGAAUGUCUCGAAAUAGUGAAUUGCGGUCCCUUGCUUAGUAAUACAUUACACCAGAUGAUAGUCAUGCAAAUACCUUUGGGCAUAAGCUGUUGUAAGUUAAAAAGUUUUAACAAAACUGAUCAAACUUCUAUGGUGACAAAUUAUUAUCAAGUUGGUAUCACGUCAUUUAAAUUGUCGGUAUUACUCCAUAUGAUGACAGAAGUAAUGAAUGAAAUGAUAUGUGUUUGGAUAGUAGAUAAAAAACUGCAGUUUAAAAUUAUCUUGUGCGAUUACGACAACAUUAACGGAGUUUUAGGAUAUUUCAUUACCGUUUAUGCUGAUGCAAAUAAAUACACAACCGAGCAUAUCGAUCAGCAGAUCGAGGCAUUUUUGCAAUUCUUUCAUGAGAAUUUGAAAGAUUCCCAUGAAACGAAUUUAGACGAUUUUAAGAAAAUUGCAGAAAAAACAAAUCGAUAUUUCGAUAAUGCUUUUAGUGAAGAAGUUAAUAGAAACUGGAGUGAGAUAAUAACGGGGAAAUACGUUUUUGACAGAUAUGAGAGGGAAAUGCUUGUAAUGAAGGAUAUAAAGAUCAAUGAUCUGAAAGAAUGUUUUGCAAAACACACGGAGAACGGAAGUAAUUUUAGAAAAUUAAGCAUACAUGUAGUAGGAAAUGAUCCAGAGAAUAUUGCGGUCGAAAAAGAAAAUAAGCACUUUACUUUGGAAUAUAUAAACGACGAUCAGCAGGAAACUGGAAAUCAUCGUAUUGUUGACGUAAAAGACUACAAGAAAUAUCUUUAUACCUAUCCUCUUAAAGCAAAGAAUAACUAA